UAAACCCGCAACCGUUAUGAAUGCGACGAUCUCUAAACAAAACGUAAACUCGUAAUUUCUGUAUCGUGCUUCCGUACACUUUCGUAAUGAGUAGAUACGCAUUUGUAUACCGUCCUAGAGACUCGUGCAAACAGUAGUAGGAUAGUAGGUUUAUCACAUUAUUUGUUAAAUAAAGGUUACGAACGAAUCUUGAAAAGUUUGGCGUGCACGCGAAACGAAAUGUAUCGUUCAGUAUUGUCAGAUUACAUCGAGUUCGUUUACGAGAUUUGUAUAAUUACUGUCAUACGUGUAGUCUAGUCCUAGUCGAUACGAUAAGCAUCAAUUAAACGGGUUAAAGUCGAAGGUCCUUCGCAAGUUACAAAUGAAAAACAAAAAUGGAUUUCGAAUGUAGAGAGAAAGAGUUCCAGGAACGUUACAAAAAGAUUUGUGGAAAGGGGCGAUUAUCUUCGAAAUAUGAGACUCAAGAGGAAGCAAAAACAGAAACAGCUGGAGCUGGGGGUGUUGGAGCAUCCACAAAAGAGAAGGAGAAGUUGGAAAAGGAGCUGAAUACAGCAAAAUUUGAUCUGGCUGUGAUAAGGAAGAGCUUAGGCAGUAACAAGAGUGCCCUUGACAUAGAAAUGGAUAAUUCCUCUAAAGAUACGUCCUCUUCCAUGUUCGAGUUUAAAUUUCGUAAGCAUCAUUCAGCGCAGUCUGACAAAUUUUCUAAGGAGAAAAGCGAACUGGAAGCACAAUUGGAUAAUAAGAAGAAGGAACUCCAAGAAAAACAGAAAAAAAUAUUUGAACUUCAAGACAAAGUCAGCCAAAUGGCAUGUUUAGAAUCUCAACUUGAGGAAAAAACAAAGAGAUUGGAAGUAUUUAGUAAAGAGAGAGAGAUAUUGGAAAGAGAAUUAAUUGCAACAAGGUCAGAACUAAAUGGAAUAAAGAGAACAUUAGAGCUGGAACGCCAAGAAAGAAGAGAUUUAGAAACCAGGGCUCUUAGUUUAAUAAAAGAUGCAAAACGUAAAUGGGAAAAUGCAGAGAGGGAAAAAGUUGCACAACUAAAUAAACACAUUGAAGCUCAAACCACAAGAAUUACAGAAUUAUGCACGAGCAACAAUGAGAUGAGCUCAAGGUUACAGAGAACAGAAUGUGAGCUUCAAACUACAAAUGCAGAAUUAUAUAAGCUUAGGGUAUUUCAGAUGCAAUAUAAAGAAUCUCUAGCUAAGACUAGAGAACUUAGUCGUCAAAGCGUCCAGGGUGUUGAAACUAAGCUAGAGGAAAUAGCUACACGAGCACACAAUCAGCUAGCUGAACUGAGAGCAAAGUUAGAUUUAGAGUCAGCAAAAAAUACAGAUUUAGAGGCUAAGCUAAGAAAUGAACAAGAUUCCUACCACUGUCAUCUUUCAAGAUUAAAUGUUGCUUUAGAAUUAGCGCAAAACGAAUUAAAAGACUGUCAGGAACAGUUGCGCAGCAUACAAGCUACGAUACCGGCGAGGGACGCCGAAAUAGAAACUUUAAAAACACAAUUGCAAGAAAGAUCAAAGCAAUUAGACAAUGUUACUGUAUCGGAACAAACGGUGUCCGCAAUGCAACAGCAAUUGGAGAGGUCACAGCUUGAGAAUGAACAGCUGAAGCAACAAUUAGAAGUAAUGAAGUCCGACCUGAGCGAAACUGUGAUGAAUUUGGAACAGAGUGAAGCUCUUGCCAUGAAUUUGGAACAAGCCGCGCAAGACAAAGCUGCGCUACAGAAAAGGUUACAGGAUUCUCUUGAAAAAGAAGAGGUGCAUAUGCGUAAAGUUGGUGAUUUAGAAGAAUUACUGCGGCGCUUAGAACGUAGCGUUACCAAAUUGGAAGUAGAAAAUGCUACUCUUAAAACUGAAACCAUACAACCAUGUACCAGCACGGUGCCCAAAAGAGAAUCGAGCACAUCCAAUACUCAUUUACAAGAACAAAUACAAAAGCUAGAACAGGAACUUCAAACAAUGCGAGAAAGUAUAAACGCGGAACGUCAAACAGCGAAGCAAGCGCAGAUCAGUUUAUGGAAAAAAGAGAAGGAAUUAUCGGAUGCAAAUUUAGACAAACGAAUUGCGUUGAGAGAGAGCAAAAGGGCGGAGGAUAAAAUCAAAACGUUGCAAAAAGAAAAUCAAAAAUUGUCAGAGAAGUUGGAUCAUAAAAUUAAAGAAGAGGAAGAGAAGUCUAGGAGGUUGCUUAAAGAAUUAGAUAGCGCGAAGGCAUCAUUGAAUGAGAUAACAAAGGAAUCCUCUAGAAACCAAAUGCAAGCAGAUUCCGCUCAGAGAACCUUGACUCAGGCUAACCGUCAAAUGGAAGAGCUUCAAUCUUCAAGCGCUGCACUACGCAGAGAAUUAGACUCAGCGCGCAAACAAGCAAGAACAAGUCAAGACAAGGUCGACAGUUUGAAUACCGAGAACAGACGUUUGGCACAAAAGGUUGCGAAACACUCCGAAGAAAAGAGCGAAUUGGAAACCAAGAUAGAAAAGCUGGAGCAAGAAAUUAAGGGCAACGAGUUGAACAUCGAACUUCUGAAAGAAACGUGCACAGUACUCGAGGAGCAACUAAUGGAUUACGAGAGGUUGACGAGCGAUCACGAAACGCGGGAGAACAUACUGAUUCAAGAUAAGAUGAAGCUACAAAAAGAUUUGGAAGCGGUCGAAGCAAAACUACGCGAAUCGCGAGCCGCUCAGAACCAAGAGAAAUCUUUGCGUCUAUCAGCGGAACGUAAUUUAGAGAGACUCGAGUCAGAGACCAGCGAUAUAGAGAGCGAGAAGAACAGCUUGAUAGCUCAGAGGGAUCAGUAUAAAAGGCUUGUGCAAGAACUGAGUGCUCAAGUAGAGGAGUUGACAACUAAAUGCGGCGAACUGGAAUGCGAUCUCUCCGAAAUGAAGCGUACAUUAGAGAUGGCUAAGGCUGAGGCAAGAAUGGUCAAAGAAGAAAGCAGUCAGCACUUGACGAGAUUUCACGAAUUGAAGGAAGCGAACUUCGCGCUUAUGAAUGAUCUACAGAACAGCGUAGACCAAGGCCAAGAGCUUCGGAUGAGGAUUGCGGAGCUGGAAAGCAUUUUGGAAGAAAUGCGACAGUUCUACCAGGAAAGGGAAGUGAAGGCUGAAAGCACCAGGCAACAGCAGACAAAAUUGAUAGAUUACUUGCAGUUCAAAUUGGAGGAAUGUAGUAAGAAGAAGAAGACGGUAUGCGACAAGAUACUUGGCACUAAACAGAAGGAAAAUGUACCACCUAUGGGAACGGGAAUGCCUGUCGGUUACAGGGAGUUAGAGAACCAGCUGGCGAAAGAGCGAGCGAAAGUUAAAACAUUGACCGAACAGUUGUUGGCGCUGAAAACAAUGCACGCUUCGACCUCUGCACCCACGUCUCCUACAGCACCAGAGAUGAGGAGUGCUCGUUACGCGACAGAAAAGUCGAUCAGUUCGUUGUCCAAACGGUUGUCGCCCCAGAGGAUGGGGCACAACAUUCCUCAUCGAUUCGAAGUGGGUCUACCAAUGCGGGCAGGAAAGUGUUCCGCCUGUUUGGAUUCCAUUCAGUUCGGUAAACGCGCCGCUAUUUGCAGCGAAUGCCAGGUAAUGACGCAUCUGAAAUGUGCGGUUACCGUUCCAGCCACUUGCGGCUUGCCGGGUGGUUUCGCCAAACAGUUUGGCAAAAGUUGGAGGAACAGUGACGAGAGCUUGUCCACGUUGUCUGGAAGCGUUCAAACAUUAGCCAUCGAUCAACCGGAUAAGCCAGACAGAGAUGUAUGCGAUGUCCCAAGUAAGAAAGACGACGUAACCAUGGAAGGCUGGAUAAAGCUCCCGGAACGCUCAAAGACCUGUUGGGAAAGAAAGUACCUCAGAUUAGAAGGAACGUGUUUAUGUACUUAUGAACAUCAGCCAUCUUUCGGAAUGUCGCCCGUGAAUCGCUUGGAUCUGACUGACAAGGAUGGAUUCACUGUAAUGGAUACUGUACAGCAACCGGAUGUAAUGGGAACAGCUAAGUCGGACAUACCGUUUAUCUUCAGAGUGGAAUCUAAUUCACCGACUACCUGUUGGCCAACGUUUCGAUUAGAUGUAAUGGCUUUGAGUCAGACCGAUAAAAAGAAUUGGUUGAAGGCGUUGAAGUCUGUUACUAGUCAAAAUCGUUCGAGUAACAUUCAUAAAAACGAGAGAUAUCAAAUUAUAUUAAGAUUAGAAAGAAAUCAAUUGGAUUUAAAUUGCGCUGUAAAUUUGCCCGAAGAAAAUGUGCUUUUGCUGGGCGCUGAAGAAGGUCUGUUCUCUUAUUGCGGCGCGAAGUCACGGAUGCUCACUGCGAUUCGCGGAGUGAAGAGGGUGCAUCAAUUAACAGUAUAUCCUCACUUGGACAUAGCUUUAAUGAUAGCUGGUGAAAAUAGGCAAUUAGUAUCUUGUAAUCUAAGGCAAUUGAAGAGCAAUGCAGUAGCUGCCGAGUGCUCUAUGCCAGCAAUCAGUACAACACCAGUUCUAACUGGCAGUGACAGUUGUCAUUUGUAUCAAUUGCAAGGGGACAUGCUUUGCGCAGCAACAGCAUCCCAUGUAAUAUUACUUAAAUGGCACGACGAAGAGGACUCUGGGGAAUUUGUUGGAGUUCGAGAACUUGAAACACACGAGCCAUGCAGCUGUGCCAUAUUUACUCAGAACGUCCUUAUCGUGGGAUGUAAUAAAUUCUUCCAAAUAGACCUUAAAAAUUACUCUGUCGAUGAGUUUCCAGAAGAAGACGAUAGUUCUGUAAAAGCCGCACUAUCGGGAGUAGCUAACCUUGGUAUUUUCCCUGUAAGUGUUUUGAACGUUUCCCUAGUACCUAGAAAAGUAGAGCUUUUGCUUUGCUACAACGAGUUUGGAAUGUUUGUGAAUGAAAACGGUCAAAGAACUCGAAGCGUUGACCCGACGUGGAAUCAUUUACCCUUUGCUUUUGCCUUCCGUAAACCCUAUUUGUUUAUUAUUCACUUCUCGUCCGUGGAGAUCGUGAAACUCGAUCAAGAGUCGUACACUUCGCCGACGAAGAAUCCAGAACGAGCAUUAAUCGAGUUGUCUAGCCCACGUUAUUUGGGAGUGGCUGGUUCAAAAGGAAUUUAUUUAGCGACUGCAAACUCCUUUUUAGAAUUGUUGAAGAUAAAUGGUCCUUUCAAUAUACCCGAACUAAAUGGCAGUCUUACAAGUUUGGACACUUUAGAUCAAGACGACGAAAGCAGUUCAGAAUUUAGUUUCACAUCGAGCUUAAUGGAGGCUUUAGACAAUCAAGGAAAAAAAGUACAUUUCGCUGAUGUUUCCAAGUAUUAAAAUACCUUGAUAUCGAUCGUAGUAAACCUUUUGUGUAUCCUUGAUAUGGUUGUAGGAAUCGCAAAAGAAUUGAGAUCAAGACUGCAAAUAUUUAAUAACCAUUAAGGAAAGUGAGUCAUAAUGAAAACAAUGCAGGCGAAACUUAUGUAGAUUUAAUUUAAUUUAUACAGACUUGCUGAUGCAUAAUCUCUGCUGUAAUGCAUAAUCGGCGAAUGUACUCAAAUCUUUGGAUCGUGAAAAAGUUUUUUUUUUUGCGUAUUUACUUUAUAUUUAGUUAGAUUUUAUUUUUUCCGUUCAUUUUGUUUUUGAAAGGAUCGCAAAGUCAGAUCUCAAACGUUUGCUAUGACGAAGAAUUUUUACGGUACUACGUAGUAUUAGUUCACCAAAUUUGAUAUAUUUAUUAUACAUACUGCAAAAGUAAUUUUUUACUUUCUACGAGCUUGUCUGUCUUGGACUAAAUAUUUCCUAUUUCUACGAAAACAUUUGAAAUAGAUAUUUAGUACUAGCGACUAUAUCUAGGCAUAAAUAUUGUACUAAUGAUAUUAAUAAUAUUAUUAAAGAAAUAUGAUUACUGUGACAAUAAUAUAUUCUUGACAUUAUGUCAAUCAAAUUUAUAUAAUAUUUUAGUUAACAAUACUACUAUUGUCCAAACAAAAAUUUGUACAGGGCAAAUGUAUCUAACGACAAUAUAUCUUGAUACUUAAAUAAACGGUAAUAAUAAUAGUUACCAAACCAA
Hylaeus volcanicus is the source of this 6012-nucleotide messenger RNA. RefSeq names its product citron Rho-interacting kinase-like. The record is from RefSeq and is a predicted model, not a curated record. Gene Ontology annotation, biological process: actomyosin structure organization; peptidyl-threonine phosphorylation. Lineage: Eukaryota; Metazoa; Arthropoda; Insecta; Hymenoptera; Colletidae. Bases 375 to 5276 code for a protein of 1633 amino acids. Gene Ontology annotation, cellular component: cytoskeleton; cytoplasm. The transcript has 13 exons. Gene Ontology annotation, molecular function: protein serine/threonine kinase activity.